Carcharodon carcharias (great white shark) is the source of this 1753-nucleotide messenger RNA. RefSeq names its product zinc finger protein 239-like. Lineage: Eukaryota; Metazoa; Chordata; Chondrichthyes; Lamniformes; Lamnidae. Gene Ontology annotation, molecular function: DNA-binding transcription factor activity, RNA polymerase II-specific; RNA polymerase II cis-regulatory region sequence-specific DNA binding. Gene Ontology annotation, biological process: regulation of transcription by RNA polymerase II. Bases 127 to 612 code for a protein of 161 amino acids. The record is from RefSeq and is a predicted model, not a curated record. The transcript is spliced from 2 exons.
AGGAGGAGAGAAUGGUGUGAAUUUCUAUCCUGGACUAUCAUCAAAAAUCAUGUUUAACUAACUUGCUGGAGUUUUUAGAAGAGGUAACAGAGGUUUUGAUGAAGGCGAUGAUAAAAUGUGAUUAACAUGGAUUUUCAAAAGACAUUUGAUAAAGUGGCACACAACAGACUUGUGAACAAAGUUAUAGCUCAUGGAAUAAAAGGGACAUUAGCAACAUGGCUACAGAAUUGGCUGAGCGACAGGAAACAGUCGUUGGACAUUUUUCAGGCUGGAAGCAGGUUUGUAGUGGAGUUCCCUGGUAUUUCCUCAACUUUUUCUGACUCCAGUGAUUAUGGUACCUUUCCAGCUUCAGGCUCCAGCAGGAGACCGUUCAGAUGCUCUCACUGUUGGAUGGGGUUCAGGCAAUCAUCUCAACUCACCAUACACCAGCGCAUUCAUACUGGGGAGAGGCCAUUCACCUGCUCCGACUGUGGGAAAGGAUUCACUCAAUUAACCUACCUGAUGACACACCAACGUAUUCACACUGGGAAGAGACAAUUCACCUGCUCUAUGUAUGGGAAGGGAUUCACUCAGUCAUCCACACUGCUGAGACACCAGCAAGUUGACAAGUAACAACAGUGAUUGGAUUUUGCUGUUAAUCAUAUCCAGGAUUGAACCAUGUUCUUUGGGCACUAUGUCUGUUGAUGUUAAUAAACUCCAGCCCAGCUUGAUGUGCUCAUAUUCUCGAUAAAGUCAAAUACAUUAGCUUUAUGUUAAACCCAAAAGUUAAGUCUUUUAAUAUCACUAACACAAGUUAGUUUCUUUUGAAGCGCUCUCCCUCUCCCCUGUCUCCUCCAUCCUCACCCCCAGCAAGGGUGAGAAUUCAUGGAACUUCUUUGUCACUAAGAUUGAGACAAUCCCAUCAGCUGCCUCUGCUGCUUCCAUCCCUUCCACUGGUCCACCGGGACGAACUACCUCUAAAGUUGCCCUACUCCAAGCCCUAAACCGCACCUUUCUCUACCUUUUCCCUAUCUACCCUCAUGCCCAUGAGACCCACCUCUUCGCUCAAUCCUUUUCCCACUAAACUGCUGAACACUCCGCUUGCCCAUGUUCACUGAUGUUGUUCGCAGUUCCCUUUUCUCGGGUAUGGGGAACAAAAGGACAUAAAAAACCUGAACAGGAGGAGAUCAUUAGGCCCAUUGAGCCUGCCCUAUCAUUCAAUAAGAUCUGAUCUGAUUGUGGCCUUAAUUCCACUUUCCCACCUACCUACAUAACCCUUGACUCCCUUGAAGAUAAAAAAUCUGUCUAACUCAGCCUUGAAUCUAUUCAGUGACCCGGUCCCCACUGCUCUCUGUGGAUGAGAAUUCCAAAACUAACAACCCUCUGAGAGGAGAAAUUCCUCAUUUCCUCCUCGUAUCUUCACAUGAACACACCUGUGAUUGGACAAAAGCCACAUGAUUGUGUAGUUCUCAUUGGUAGCCUCAGGGGAGUGAGUUGGGGGUGUUUCCAGCAUAAGAACAGUCCUCUCAAGGGGUUUAGUGCAGUGGAGUAAAAAAACAACAAAGGGAAGAAGACAAAGAAAUAAGAAAGAAGCAAGAAACCUGGAAACUCCACAAGAAAACCGGAAGCUAUGAGGAAAGAAGUGCGUUCUGCUGUCCAGAUAUGAUACGGGAAGUAUAGAGCUCACAUUAUUCUGUAAAUUACUGCUUAAACUUUACCUUUAGUCUGGAAGUUUGUCCUGCCUUUCUCUUAAUAAAGCUGCUCAAUAGCUGAA